Molecule: messenger RNA, 1791 nt
Organism: Wyeomyia smithii (pitcher-plant mosquito)
Lineage: Eukaryota; Metazoa; Arthropoda; Insecta; Diptera; Culicidae
Exons: 1
Coding region: 1-1791 (596 amino acids)
Source: RefSeq, a predicted model, not a curated record
AUGUAUCGUCAAGUACUUGCUGCACCGUCGGACCGUCAAUUCUUGAGAAUUUUCUGGAGAGAAAAACCAUCGUUACCGUUGCGCGUGUUGGAGUUGUGCACCGUUACAUAUGGCACCGCAUCGGCACCAUAUCAAGCAACUAGAUGCUUAGUGCAACUCGCCGAGGAGAAUGGCGAGAUGUUUCCCAUUGCCGCUCGCAUCAUUAAGGAAGAGACAUAUAUGGAUGAUAUCCUCUCAGGUGCCGGAUCAGUAGAGGAAGCCAUUAACGCACAACAACAACUGAAGCAGCUUCUUUCACAAGGAGGAUUUCCCAUACACAAGUGGUGCUCCAACUCCCAGAAGUUUCUAGAACGCAUCCCAGUGGAAGAGCAAGAGAAAAGAAUAACCUUGAAAGAGCGUGGAGUAAAUGAAGCUAUCAAAGUGUUGGGAUUACUUUGGGAUCCAUCUGCCGAUACUCUAUGCAUUGCUGCACAUCCAAAUCAACCAGCUUCGCAACCAUCUACGAAACGAGUAAUAUACUCAGAAAUUGCCAAAUUUUUUGACCCCCUCGGCAUGGUAUCACCGGUUAUAGUUAUAGCCAAACUUCUAAUACAGAAACUAUGGAAACUUAAAAUUGGAUGGGAUGAUAUAGUGGACGAUGAAACAACGCGUCAGUGGCAAGAAUUGCAAGCCUCACUUGUGUACCUCACCGACAUUCAGAUUCCAAGAUGUGUAAUAUUCGACAACGCGGUUGCCUACGAGCUCCAUGGGUUUUCAGACGCUUCUAUCGCAGCAUAUGGUGCAUGCGUAUAUUUACGAAGCAUUUUUGUCGAUGGCUCGGCGAAACUUCGUAUACUCACUAGCAAAUGGAAGCUGGCUCCAUUAAGCGAGCUUUCCAUUCCACGGAAGGAAUUAUGCGCCGCGCAUUUGUUAUCCAAACUAGUACAAAAGGUGCUACCAGCUCUGCAAAUAACAAUCCAAAGGUCCGUAUUGUGGUGUGACAGUACAAUCGUCUUGGCUUGGAUUAAAAAACCACUUAACCGGCUACAACUCUUCGUACGAAACAAAAUUGCUGUAAUCCAAAACCUAACCGGCGAGCAUCAGUGGCAACACGUCCGAUCUCAGCAAAAUCCAGCCGACGUUGUGUCCAGAGGUCAACUUCCCGAAUUCCUCAAGAAUAACAGUCUCUGGUGGAACGGCCCGGAGUUCCUACAAAUAGGAAAUUAUGAAAUGGAUGCUCCAGAAGAAAUACCAGAUGAUGAGCUGCCUGAACUCAAGGCCAUGGUGACAACAGCGGAGGAGAGGGCAGAUUUAGUGUCAUCUUUAAGCAGGUAUAGCAAUUUUCGCAAAAUUCAACGAAUCACAGGCUACAUGUUGCGCUUUGUAAAAAAUUGUCGCAAAAGAAAUCCAGAACAUCGAGAACUUCAAAAACAUUUGACCGUCUGUGAACUUCGUCACUCAGCCGAUGUGCUCGUUCGUCUCAUACAACAGCAGCGUUUCGCCGACGAAAUCAAGCGAGUUCGUGCCAACAAACCUUGUAGGAGACUUGGAAAUUUACGCCCUGUAUAUAUCGAUGGACUUCUUCGAGUAGGAGGUCGAUUGGAUCACUCGCAGUUACCUUUUGAGAAUCGUCAUCCUGUCAUAUUGCCAGAUAAGGAUCCGAUAGUGCGAUCAUUAGUUCUACAAAUGCACAUCGAGAUGCUCCACGUAGGCCAGACUGGUCUGAUGAAUGCCAUGAGACAAAGAUAUUGGCUUCUGAAUGCUAGAUCUACUAUUCGAUUGAUAACACGUCGCUGUGUAAGAUGUUUCUGA